AUGCGUCCCAGCAAACUGAAAAAGCAUCUGGAGACUGCACAUAAAGACAAGAAAGACAAGCCGCUAGAUUUCUUCAAGAAAUUACGUGAUGAGUUUCCAAGGAAGGAUGACAGUGAAUCAUAUGUUUACCCAAAAAGUGGCAAAAGUAGACAGAGGGAUGUUGGCUUCUUACAAGAUAGCAAAUUUGAUUGCAAAAGCAGUAAGCCUCAUACUAUCGGUGAAUCUCUGAUCAUGCCGGCAGUGGCUGUAGUGCUUUCAACAGUCAUGAAUCAGAGUCCACAAGAGGUAACUAGUGUUAUUCCUCUGAGCAACUCCUCAGUAUCACGCCGUAUUGAUGAGAUGGCAGCUGAUGUUGAAAACCAAUUAAUCUCAAAACUGCAGGUGAAUGAUUUCUCGCUUCAACUCGACGAAUCAACUUUACCUGAUAAUUCUGCUCUUUUGAUGGCAUUUGUGAGGUUUCUUGAUGUAGAUGAAAUAUGUCAAGAAAUGCUUUUCGCAUUGAAAUUAACGACUGAUACUAAAGGUGAAUCCAUCUUAAAAAAACUUGAGGUCUAUUUUGAGGAGAACAACAUUCCACUCAAGAACAUUGUGGCUUAG
Molecule: messenger RNA, 597 nt
Organism: Macrobrachium nipponense
Lineage: Eukaryota; Metazoa; Arthropoda; Malacostraca; Decapoda; Palaemonidae
Product: zinc finger BED domain-containing protein 5-like
Exons: 1
Coding region: 1-597 (198 amino acids)
Source: RefSeq, a predicted model, not a curated record